Messenger RNA from Oryza brachyantha (malo sina), 1439 nucleotides. RefSeq names its product probable aquaporin TIP4-2. Gene Ontology annotation, molecular function: water channel activity. Gene Ontology annotation, cellular component: membrane. The record is from RefSeq and is a predicted model, not a curated record. Lineage: Eukaryota; Viridiplantae; Streptophyta; Magnoliopsida; Poales; Poaceae. Bases 428 to 1207 code for a protein of 259 amino acids. The transcript is spliced from 2 exons. Gene Ontology annotation, biological process: transmembrane transport; water transport.
AAGAAGCAAUUAAGACAGAUCGUUUUUAAGUGCAUAUAUAACACUACAGUUUGGUGUGACAGUGCAACAUGUUCGUGGAUGGAUGGAUGCGUACGUGCAUGUACAGCACCUCCUUUCGAGAAAUCCAGUACUGUGUCGAUGCAGAAAUUUUCGUGGCUCACAAUUAUGAGCUCCUUGACUUGUAUCACUAACAUAUCUCAUCUCCUCUCACUAUAUAUAUAAAGCUUGUUAAGCUUUUUUCUUUUUGUCCAUGGAAGAAAAAAUGGUUUCCAUCGAUCGAUGGCUUAGCUAGCUUUUCUCAUCUUAUCAUCGAUCGAUCGCCUAACUUUUCUGCUUUUUCCCCUUGAGUUUUGUUCAGACAUCGAUCGAUCGAUCGAUCGCCGAGGCUUAAUUAGCUAUACAUAUAUCGAUCGAUCGAUCGGUGUGUAUGCCGUUGUUGCCGAUGACGAAGCUGGAGCUGGGGCACCGCGGCGAGGCGUGGGAGCCCGGCUGCCUCCGCGCCGUCGUCGGCGAGCUCCUCCUCACCUUCCUCUUCGUCUUCGUCGGCGUCGCCUCCACCAUGACCGCCGGGAAGGCGGUUGGCGGAGCGGGCGAGCCGUCGGCGGUGACGGCGGCGGCGGUGGCGCAGGCGCUGGUGGUGGCGGUGCUGGCGACGGCCGGGUUCCACAUCUCCGGCGCGCACCUCAACCCGGCCGUCACGCUCGGCCUCGCCGUCGGCGGCCACAUCACCGUCUUCCGCUCGGCGCUCUACGUCCUCGCCCAGCUCCUCGGUUCCUCCCUCGCCUGCCUCCUCCUCCGCUGCCUCACCGGCGGCGCGGCCACGCCGGUGCACGCGCUGGCGGACGGGGUGGGCCCCGUCCAGGGCGCCGUGGCUGAGGCCGUCUUCACCUUCACCCUGCUGCUGGUGAUCUGCGCCACCAUCCUCGACCCGAGGAGGGCGGCGCCGCGCGGCACGGGGCCGCUGCUGACGGGGCUCCUCGUCGGCGCCAACACCGUCGCCGGCGCGGCGCUCACCGGCGCGUCGAUGAACCCGGCGAGGUCGUUCGGCCCGGCCCUGGCCACCGGCGCGUGGGCCCACCACUGGGUCUACUGGGUAGGGCCGCUGGCAGGUGGGCCCCUCGCGGUGGUGGCCUACGAGCUGCUCUUCAUGGACGUCGACGACGCCGCCGCCGGCGGGGCCCACCAGCCUCUGCCGCAGCAGGAGUGAUGACGUGGCCUUCCGGGAUUGCCCCACGUGCUCGCCUUUUCGGCCGUUGGAUUGGCUAAUCCGAUGCGAGAUAUUUUGAGGAGUAAGUAAUUUCCGGGGGGUAAUUAUGUGUGCUUUUGCUUUUACCAUUUCGUUCACCGAGAACAAAAAAUGCAAGAAACCUACAUGAAAAUAUGGGAUUUUUAAUAUAUUUGUGUGUGUGUGUACGACUGUAUGUGCCCGUACACGUAAA